Messenger RNA from Penicillium brevicompactum, 3303 nucleotides. RefSeq names its product MIZ zinc finger domain protein. Lineage: Eukaryota; Fungi; Ascomycota; Eurotiomycetes; Eurotiales; Aspergillaceae. The transcript has a single exon. Gene Ontology annotation, molecular function: SUMO ligase activity; zinc ion binding. The coding region runs from base 1 to 3303 and encodes 1100 amino acids. The record is from RefSeq and is a predicted model, not a curated record. Gene Ontology annotation, biological process: protein sumoylation.
AUGUCUCGCCUACAUGAUAUUGGAGAAUCUAACUCCACUGCAAAUCUCUUCUUAGGCGGCUUCAGAAGGAACUGGAUGGAGAACAAUCGGCCUGGACCCAGUGCCUCGAAUCUCCCUAGUGUCUCGGCUAAAGACUCUGUCUUGAUGACCCCGAUCACUCCCAGUGAGACCCCUCAACUUUCACGUGGCCUGGCAGUAGCCCCCGACGCGCCUCCCGCGAACAUUCCGUCUCCGGCAAACACGAUUCCGUCUCCGGCGCCCAGCACCUGCCUCCCGAGUCCCGUCAAUGCCGACUGCCUCCCGUCUGACCCACGACCCGUAGAGGGAAACCAUGAGACCAUGGCGGUUCGACCCUCUCACGGCGCGCAAGGCGCUCAACAAGCUCAGCAGGCUGUCUGGAACUCUCGGGCGGGAGGUGCGCGGACACAGUCAGUCGCGCAGGCAACACACGCACAAGCAGGACAAGCAGCACAAGCAGCACAGAUAACACAGGCGACUACAGAAGUCAGGUCUGCGCCGAGAAUGCAGAUUGGACGGCUACCAGUCACACCUCCCAUUUCUGAGAAUACAUGGGCUCAAUGGAGUGUGAUGUUGGACCAGGUGGUAGCUGAUUUCCAGUCCAAUGGAGUGAUGCAGUCCGCUGAAAAUGGGGAAGCCAAUGUUGUCAAGCCCCGGAUUGACCUCAUGCGCAGUGCCAUUGAACAGCGGGACACUUUUUACGUGGUGCUGCAUCAGAUAUACUGUUUACACACAUUGGACCCAACAUCCGUCAAAGGCCAUGGAAUAGAAGUCUUGUCUUAUCUACUGGAAGACAACAACAAGAUGCACUUCUCAGCCACUUUCAGGUUUGCAAAUUUCCCCGACUCUCAAGCGCGGUUGGCGAUCCAUCCAUGGUACACAGAUAUCCUCAAGAAUAUCUCUGGGUUUCUUGAAUGUCUGACCGAGAAGUGGUUUCGGUUUUGGAAGUCGGCCAACCAUCCCCCUUUGGUGACCGAUUUGAACUACCACUUUACUCUCUCUUCGCCUACAAUGAUGUCGGUGAUGUUCUUAUGUAUCGCUCGGCAUCUGCAUGAAGAGAAAUUCGUUGAACGGCUGCAGAUAUUAUUCUCGCGUGAUUGGACGGAAAAGAACCAGUGCUGGGUCAAUCAAAGUCCCUCUGAAACUGUCCAGGCGCUUGAUCAGAGCCUCAUACGUGAAUAUUUCAAAUUCCCACGUUUAAGCCCGUCUUCUUCCCAGGCUGCCAGUCCAAAUAGACCGGCUGAAACACAUCAGAUACCGGCAGCGUCAAACUCCACCGUUACUCUAGUUUCUGGAGCCACCCGGACUUCGAGUUCAGCUAGCCCGGCUCCUGUUGAGCAUCCUGUUCCCAGCCCUCAAACGCAAAUACCUGUCCAUCCGGGAUCAGUUUCUGGGCCGCACCAUCAAUUUGGCACUAACCAUCCGGCGCAGAACGGCGAAGCUUCAAAUAUGAGACAGGUCCCUCAAAGAGCUCCGGGGCCGCCGGUUGUCUACAAUUACCCGCAGGGUCAAAGGGCAAAUGUUCAGAAUUUCCGAACACAAAGCCCACAGAGUCCUUUGGUACAAUCCCCUCAGAUGCAAGGUCCCCACAUUGUAUAUAACACAGCUCAAGUGCCGAUGUCAAUGUCAAUGUACAUACAGGCCUUGCAUCAUGGACAAAUUCACCCUUCCCAGGCAUUACAAAUGGGGUAUGGUCAGGGUCCGCAUUUUGGAACGUUUUCGUCCCCUCAAUACGCGCCAAACCCAACACACCAUACCAACUCGCCCGCUCACUCGCCUGCCGCCUACCCAUUCACUUUCACCUCAAACCAACAUCCACCCCACCUCAGAACUCAGUCACCUCUUUCAGCAUCUACUCCUACAACCCCCGUCCCUCCUCCUGGUCAGACGGUCUCUCAGCUUCCAAGGCGCCCAAGUAAUCAGCGUGCUUCUGUUUCACACCACCCUACUACACUACCUCCUCGACCGCCAAAUUUGGCUUACGCAGCUCCGGCAUCUCACCAAGUCCAUCCACCUCACCAGCCUCACCAACUUCAUUCAUCCCACCCUCCAUCGCCGGCACCAAAUUUCCUGAAUACGCCUAUGUUUCCGUCACCUGGAUACAGAGCACCAAUAACGGUGAACGGUGAUCCAAGACGACUGGGGCUACAUCUAGCGAAUCUGCGUGACCCGAUGAAGAAAAUGGUGAAACUCGGACCCGAUGGUCAACUCAUCGACACAGAGUUAUUCGCUUAUUUCGGUGCAUUCCUUGUGUUGCCGCAACACAUUGAUGUUGAUGAGCCAAGCUACACCUGGAAGUUCAAUCUCAGCAACCAUGAUCUUGGAAAGUUCCCUCAAAUCGCUGCUGCAGAGGCAAUGCGUUCUGCGGUCUGGACAUUCAAACCUCGCUGUCGCACCGUUCGAUUGCGAUGUAUCAGUCACCCCGGCAAUCCGGACUCUUUCGAUUCAGCUAUGUGGCCCACAAGUGCUACAACUUGGCCCAGCGUGUUCUACAUUACCGUGAAUGGGAAGGAACUCCAUGUCCGCCGCAAGGUUCAGCACAUGAAAGACUUGCCUCUGGACAUUACCCAACACCUGAAAGAAGGAGAGAACUCCAUUCGCAUUGAUCUGCUUCUGGCUUCUGAUGAGUGCAAGAAAAGCAAGUACUUCUUCGGCGUGGAGGUCAUGGAGGUUAGCAGCUUCGAAGAUGUGGUCACUCUGGUGCAGGCCAUUCCGGCCGCGGAAUCUCGCGCUGCUAUCCAGAAGCGUCUUGCUCCGCGAGACGAUGACGACGAUCUCGCUGUCGUCACAGACAAUCUCACCAUCGGCCUUGUUGACCCCUUCAUGGCUCGGAUAUUCAACGUUCCUGCUCGCUCUAAAAAUUGUGACCACACUGAAUGCUUUGACCGAGACACCUUCAUCGACACUCGCAAGUCUGUCCCCGGUCCAAGUCCAAUGAUUGAAGAGUGGCGAUGCCCAAUUUGCAAGGCCGACGCCCGCCCACAGCUUCUUGUCGUUGACGGCUUCCUUGCUGAGGUUCACGAAGAGCUUACUCGAACCAAUCGAUUGAACGGAGCCCAGGCUAUCCAGAUCAAGGCCGAUGGCACCUGGACUGUAAAGCUCAAAUCGGAUCAGACCUCAACCGAGACUCAAAACCGCUCUUCUGCAUCCAAGGCAUCCCUCAAGCGCAAGGCUUCCGACACAGCUAUUCCAGAGCACCCAGCUACACGCACCAAACAAGAACCAAGAAAUCAACAAUCGCCACCUGCCUCAUCUCGCAGUAAUGAGGUUAUUGAGUUGGAUUGA